GUCUCUGCCAACCGUCCGCGACAACAUGUCCGACGACGAGUGGGAGUACGAGUACCAUGCCAGCGAAACCACCGAUUUCUACCUGACCCUCGACCUGACCUCGCGUGCCGCCCCCGCCAACAAGCGCGGCGCCAACACGCGCAUCGACGUCGACUUCUUCAAUGCAGCUAACAGCGAGGCACGCGACACCCCGGACGCGCCCACACCCGAUGCUGCAACAAUCCCAGCCCCGCGCCCCGACGGAGCUGAAGUCAUCGGUGACGAUCCCAUCCAGAUCCUAGACCUACAUCGCGACAAUCCUAUAGUCUCAUAUCGCGGCCAGCUCUUCAAUUGCCACUGGGCCUCGACCAUCGGCACUGACCUGUUCUUCGCGCGACACGAAAAAAAUAACGGAGACGAAGACGAUGACGAUGACGAUGACGAAGCCGGCAAUGUCAAUGUCGACCAACCCCAGCAAUCCCCUCCUCUCCGCUCCCUCAACACCUUCGACCUCCUCGGCGCCAGCUCCACCCGCCUCGUCGGCACAACCGCCCAGCUAAAAGCACGCUCCGAGCUGGUCACGAACCAGCAGCGCCGCAACCGUCAACAUGCCUUCGCCGCCAUCCAGACACCGGGCCACAGUCGCAGCGGUCGCAGCAACACCACGCAAGCUUUCCCCGUCGCGGCCGACGCGCCCCGCGGCCAGAAGCGCCAAGCCGGGUUCCUGGAGCAGUUGAGUGCCGUCAAGGCGCGGAUGGGGGAAACAGACCAUGUACGCGCGACCGCGUCGACGAACCGUGGGCAUAAUUUGCGCGGGGAUGAGAUGGAUCUGAUGAUGACGGAAGGUGCGGAUUUCAGUGCCGACGUUACACCCGAAGGUUCCGCCGAGGUUGAGGAGCUGCAACAACAACAGGCGGAAGAGGAAGCAGCCCCCGCGCCUGCGGCCAGAGGAGCCACGCCAGGUAGGCGUAGAGGACGCGCCAGGCGCGGGGCGGCUGCCUCGGGGCGGGCGCGCAGAGGUCGGCGCGGCUCCAAGUACGACAGCCCAUUGCGGAACGAGGUCGGCGCUGAGACGGCUGCAAGGCCGACGCCCGCGUCAUGGGAUGAGUUGGAGCAGCCGCCUGUGAGACCAAGUCCGCUGCGCAGGACUGAGACAAUGGAGACGGAGGGCGCGUCUGCUGCUGAGGAUGCAGCGGGCGAUUGAGACUGGUUUUAGUUGAUCGAGCUUCUGAGGCCAUUGCUGUGCUCGCUAUAUCAGACGACUUGCUACGCCUGCCUGCCUGCUUCUGUUUGUGGCUGUCAUGUCUUGCUGCUCGUGCACUUUCCUCUCCUGGUCUUACCACUUCUGUACUGUGCCUCGCAGCUGCCCCU
Molecule: messenger RNA, 1350 nt
Organism: Aplosporella prunicola CBS 121167
Lineage: Eukaryota; Fungi; Ascomycota; Dothideomycetes; Botryosphaeriales; Aplosporellaceae
Exons: 1
Coding region: 26-1183 (385 amino acids)
Source: RefSeq, a predicted model, not a curated record